Messenger RNA from Peniophora sp. CBMAI 1063, 1944 nucleotides. The record is from the annotation of a GenBank genome assembly. NCBI's taxonomy places the organism in Eukaryota, Fungi, Basidiomycota, Agaricomycetes, Russulales, Peniophoraceae.
AUGUCGUUGAUCCUUACCACAGACUGGCCGGCGCCAGAAGCCAGCGAGGAACUGUCGGGAGUUUAUCGCCAUCCCUUUCACGAUCGAAGCGACUAUACCGAGGACGAGUGCGAAGACCAACCCGUUUCAGCCAACGAGCGCAACAUGUGCGCGCUCUCCGCGGUUCUUCGUUCCAAACCUCAGUGGUGGACCAAAUACACAGACCCGGACAUUCGUGCUCGAUGGAAGUCUGAGGCUGUUGGUGCACCUGUUCCUUACGGCAAAAUCCCGCUGAAGGAGGAGGAAGUCGAGUAUGUGUUAGAUGAGCUCACACAUUAUGCUGCGAUGCGUGAUCCCGUGACGGGCAUAGAGGCCUCGGUCGCUGCGCGCAUCUGGCAAUCGGAUAGCCUUGUGGAUGAGGACUUACGCAAUGAGCUCCUCGAUUGUGUUACGAAGCUCGAGGGUGUCCCUGACGAGCUCAAAGACUGGCAUCCCCGCGCGAAUGGCCAAGUUCUGGAUCUCGUCCACCCAUCGCUAUACCCCGGAGUCUACGGCCACACUGCAGUUCAACCCUAUUCUCUGCUGCAAGGUACGCGAGACGUUCCGCGUCCCCAGUAUACGAUAGACCCCGCUACUAUCGUGGUGCCCGAUAGUUAUGGCAGCCAUCGCCUGUCAAGUGAAUUUCCCGCAAUGAUCAGCGCUUCAUUCAUCUCGCCACGCUUUCAAUGGCUGCCCACGGACUUCGUCAUAUCCGAAGAUGGAGCAUCGGCACACGUUCUUGGGUACAUCAACAAUCUCGAACCGCGAGUUCACGCGAGCAGCUACCCAGUUCUGGAGAGGCUGGUUGCUCGUUUCGUGCCACUAUGGGAGCGUGUAUUGGGCGAGACGGCCGCAGGAUAUCUGCCACCUAUGCGCACUGAGGGCGGGUACAAGAAGGACCAUCUCAGGGAAUGGACGGAAGAGGAAUUGGAGACUGGCGAAGAGCCACCUUUUGUGAUCACACUACCUAGUGUAGAGGGCCCAUUCACAGCUCAUCCGCCCCCUCCUACUGUGGAUCUCCGCGGAAAGACACUACAAGUCAUUGUCAAGCUGGCAAACAUCCAUCUGACGCCGGACGCCCCCGAAUACCCCGGCGGCUCAUGGCACGUAGAAGGCAUGAUCAACGAAGCCAUCGUGAGCACUGGCAUAUACUACUACGAUGAGGACAACGUCACAGAAAGCCGCCUGGCAUACCGCGCUUCCGUGAACGCUCCCAGUGUUGGGCAACAUGAUGUUUCUGGAGCCAGGGCGACGUAUGGACUCGCCAGAGACGAUCCUCUCAUGCAGACGCUCGGUGCCGUUGUGACGAAGGCUGGGCGCUCCAUUGCGUUCCCCAAUAUAUAUCAGCAUCAGGUGCAGCCAUUCGCGUUGGCAGACACUUCUCGACCGGGCCAUCGCAAGAUACUCGCGCUCUUUCUUGUGGAUCCAAGUCUCGAACACCCUCGACCUUCUACGACGUUUGUCCCCCCUCAGCAGCGCGAAUGGAUGUACACCACUAUACGCUCUCUCUCCACGUCGUCCGACUCCCGCUUGUCAAGGUUACCUCUCGAGCUGCUCGAUGCAAUCGUGGAAAAUAUUGAUGGAUUGAUGGAUCGUGCAGAAGCAGAGGAGCUGAGGCUGGAGCUCAUGGACGAGCGUACUAAGAUGACGGACAAUAACUUGGAAGAGAUGUUUGAGGUUCCAUUCAAUAUUUCUCUGAUCAGCUUUGCCGCAGGGAUCUACAUCGACAUAAAGGCGAACAAGGCGAAGCCUGACUUCAUCACGGAACGCAGGCUGGCAAGGCGGGCACAAACAUACGAGAGCAGGGUCGCGCUCCCAAGUCGACCGAAUACGCCGUUCCAGGGUACCUGGUCUAGUUCGCCUACACUUUCGGUAGAACCGUGCCAGUCGUCGCAGUACUCGUACGCGUCAUUCGACACCGCCUGA